AUGUCGAAGGACGAUAUGACCGAGCUGGACCAUUCCCUGCAAAUAGAAAGUGUGUCAUCAGCUCCCUCGCAGACCACAAGCGCGCGUGAAAUACUCAAAGCCGGUCAACGACGCCUGUGGCAGCUGGCGCAGCGUCAAUGGAAAGCAACGGACCCCAAUACCAAGGUUGAGGAGGCAUCACGUUACCUGCAUGCUCUGCAGGAAGAGGUAUUCCUUCCCUUGUCAGAACCCAAAAAACCUGGCCCCAAGAUGAAUUCCGAGCCGGCGAAGUUUGGAUCAAGGGCUACCACAAAUUUCAACUUCAAAUCAAGCUCUCGGCGAGAUGUGGAACAAAUUGGACAACCGUGGCUGGAGAAUCCUCUCGAGAUCUCAGAUACACAUGAUUCCCUGGGCGGCGAGCUGUCAGCACUUGAUCUAGGUCAACUGACAUCUCUUGUCGAGGCUGUAGUCGCUUCACCCCCAAGGUUUAACGAUGCCAACUCGCCUCCUGACCAGUCAUUGGUGAACACAAGCAAUGGCCAACAGGCUGGAACUUCAGAAUCUCGUCAACACACUGGCGCAAGGCGUGAGCUUGCUCCAUCUUUUGAGCCCAAUGGACGACAAUGCGAUGAACAAGUCGGCUCGGCACCUACAAACCCUGAACAAGAAAACAAAGGGAACAGAGAUCAAAUACCCGCCGUGUUGGUCCCGGGCAAAAGGAGCUCUUCAAGUGACAAAACAAAGCAUAAAAAGAGCCAAGCAUCAGAUGCGUUAGCAACCAAAGACAAUCCUGUGCAGCCGCGAGAGAAGUCCACAUCAUCAAAACCGGCUGCGCCGCGAGAUGGGCCAACUCCCAGUGUCCAAACGCUGAAACUUUUCCCGGAUACGUUGCCUCCACGAAUCUCAAGCAAAAGUGCAUUGCGGAUACCGAAUAGUCGAGUGCUGGGGAAGGAAGCGGGAAACUCCGCAAUGGCUCCGGGUGCACAGCAAAAGCGUGGGCCUGUGACGACGAAGUCAAAGGCAGAAAAGUCAUACCUUAUGCCCAUGACUCUCCCGGAGCACCAACACGAGUCGGAAAAAUCAUCCGAUUCGUCGAGUUCGAAGUCCGGCAAGCCGUGUAGUGAGCCCGCCAGGAGUCCAAUAUAUCCGAAUUUUCCUCUGCCGAACAAUAGCCGUCGGCCUGCUUCACUGCCAAUGGGGACCAUAGACUCGUUCCCUCUCCCAGCGCCAAAGAGACCCCUUCCUUCCCUACCAGAGCCGAUCUCAGCCUUGAACACUGCCCGUCAUCAGAGCAUCCCCGCCAGCCAUAAAAUGCACCGAGAUAGCGAUAAUCCUUUGGAGACUGUCCCAGCGACCAAAGCCUGUUCCACGAACAAGACUGGAAAGUGUCUUUCGGCCAAUAAUCAGGCUGCGUUACCGAGACUGAGGUUCGAUGAGAAGGAUUUGCGCACGUAUCAACAGGACGACUCCAAGGAAGAGACAAUCCCAAUGCCGUAUGGAGAGGAGUCAUUCGUGAAAGCAGGGCAGAGUCGAGAGGAGCGGGUGCGUGCGCUCAGACAGAGAGACAUGGUGGCAAAUCGGGUCUAUAUCAAAGGCCCAGAGACACCUCAUACCGAGAAGAAAAACCAAACGAUUGAUUCACCUGGCUCUCCGAGGAGCCUUGGGCGUGGGCCCUAUUCGAGCGACAGCAACGAGACUUCGAGUCAACCGUGGGGAGGAGAUCGAAGAGAUGCGAGCUCGUCCAUUCCUGCAUCUCCCCCGCGCUUGCCGCUGCCUGCACAGCUCGGCAGAGAGAUGUCUUUCGACAGGCGACACUGCAGCUCGCCCACAGAUUUCAUUAAAGUGUUGGGGGAGAGAAGAGAGCCAUCGUCUCUUCCCGUCUCCAAACGGAGUUCCCUGUUAGAUUGCAGCAAUAGUACGCGAAGCACGGGGGUCCUUUAUGAAAUGGCAGCCGGUACUUCGAAUAUCUCCAAGCGAGCCGAAUCUCCCUUGCCUUCUUCCGAUGACGAAUGCAUGGGCAAUAACGCACCUGCGAGCGAGUUGCGCCAGGCAAUUAGCAAAAAUUUUCGCAGGAGAGCGCAACACACGUUUGAAGAUCUCAGCUUAAACAGAUCAAGGAACUCGAAGACACCAACAAUCCCAAGCCAUGUUGAGCCCUUGACGCCACGAAGACAGAGUAGCCGGGGCUUCGAGAACUUCUCCCCUCAGUCGCACAACUCUCGUAGUUCAUACUCUUCUCACGGUCUUCCGGGGCAGUCGAACAACGCCGUACAUGCUCUAAACUCUCUGGAGGGGCGUAUUGCGCAACUCGAGCACCAAAACAAGAUACUCCAGGCGGCUUUGUUCGCGGCUCUGGACGCAGGUGUGAAGCACAACCUGGAGGGUGUCCCCGGUGGAUUGACGACCUCUGGUUCCGCCGCAGCGAGCUCUUCAGGUGCUGAGAGGUCUUCACUAUCGUCCACGGAUCGGUCUACCAGGGGGCACCGGCGGACCAGAAGUGCAAGGCAUUCGCGCAUGAAGAAGACUGUUCGCCGCCCAGAGAGCUGGAUUGACAGUCCCGGGUCCAGCAAUCAGAGCGACUAUCAAAGUGACGAUAGCCUCGGCGUCAGGGAUCUUGAGGAUAUGAUCGAAGAUCUCGAAGUUAAUUGGAUGACGGAAGAGCCAAAAACUAGAAGGAUGUAG
Messenger RNA from Aspergillus clavatus NRRL 1, 2661 nucleotides. RefSeq lists its product as uncharacterized. The coding region runs from base 1 to 2661 and encodes 886 amino acids. The record is from RefSeq and is a predicted model, not a curated record. The transcript is spliced from 2 exons. NCBI's taxonomy places the organism in Eukaryota, Fungi, Ascomycota, Eurotiomycetes, Eurotiales, Aspergillaceae.